AUGUCAUAUGUAUCACCAGCUAUACGUACCAUUUUUACGGAUGUAACUGGGCCUAUGUCAGAUUUCCAAAUGUUGGGACGCUGCGCUAAGCCAGAAGCGGAUAUGAUGGGAUGUCUUGAAGCAUAUGGUUUAGACAGGGGUCUCCGCAAAUGUCAGGAUUUGAUUGACGAAUUUUAUGAAUGUCAAACAUUAAAAAAACAGUUCGCAAGAUUCGUGGCUAUGCGUAAAGAGCGAGAGAGACAAAUUGCCUGCGGAAUACUGACAGGAGAUAAGAAAUAUGUAUCACCAAGAAUCGACAGUUAUUAG
Messenger RNA from Pieris macdunnoughi, 306 nucleotides. The record is from the annotation of a GenBank genome assembly. Lineage: Eukaryota; Metazoa; Arthropoda; Insecta; Lepidoptera; Pieridae.